Messenger RNA from Letharia columbiana, 642 nucleotides. RefSeq lists its product as uncharacterized. The record is from RefSeq and is a predicted model, not a curated record. NCBI's taxonomy places the organism in Eukaryota, Fungi, Ascomycota, Lecanoromycetes, Lecanorales, Parmeliaceae. Bases 1 to 642 code for a protein of 213 amino acids. The transcript has a single exon.
AUGACUAAUUUCCCAGACGCCUUGACGUUCGCAGGUCAGACGUACACUGCAGACUCGCGGAAUGGCGCCUUUGUCAUUGGCGGCCAGACUGUCCCACCUGGCCGCGCUAUUACAGUUGCCGGAACGCGAAUUGCUUUAGUUCCUACCGCUGCCUAUGCAGUGGGAGGCACAUCCACGAUCCCAUUGCAUGGCAAUUUGCAAAUUCUCAUUACAUUCGCUGGCUCAACGUACACAGCGACUUCAGGGAGCUUCAUGAUUGGCAGCCAAACAUUGACACCCGAGGGUGCUAUCACCGUCUCCGGGACUCGCAUAUCUUUAUCUCCUGUUCCAGCCACUCCAUACGCGGUGAUCGGCUCAUCGACGGUUCCGCUUGUGCCUGCCACCGUUGGGCCAGAUCUUCUAACUUAUGGUGGGCAGGUCUACACGGCAAACUUGCCUACCGACUUCGUCAUUGCUGGGCAGACGUUGACGCCUGGUGGAUUAAUUACGGCGGCGGAUGGAACUCCGAUAUCACUCGCGCCAGCCGCAACGGAUGCUGUGGUGGGAAUGAGCACUAUAGGUAUUAGAGGUCAUAUCAUGAACGGGUUCAAUGGCCGCGGAGAAAGUGGUGCUAGGGGCAAUGAGAGUGUGGUGCAAUUCUGA